GGGCCCGCCGGCUCCCCAUGGUAACGGCGGCGGCGGCGGCUCCGGCGGGCCCGGGCGGGCGGCCAGCAAAGAUGCUGCAGUAGAUGACUGACUGUGCCUCAAGUGCUAUGGCUCUACAUGGCGUCGGCAGGACCAGACCAUGCUAACGGGGGCCCCAAACAGCAGAAGCGCAUCGGGCUGCAGUCAGGCAGCCUCCCGGCAGAACGACCUCAGCCGUGCUGGCCCUGGCGCCUCGCUCAGCAGCAGGCCAAACCCGUCUGGAAUUUAGAGAAGAGAUAUGCGAGUGCUUUCCAGGAUCGCAUCCUGCUGCCCUCAGGGAUCCCUCUGCAGCAAUCCUGCUUCUUGUGCUCACCAUCACUAUGCCACGCGCAGCCCACUGAAGACAGCCUCCAAAGCCCUCGACACACUGGCCCUGCCACGGGAAGGGUGAUAUCUGCCACAGGAAGGGUGAUGCCUUCCCUGCUGAUGGACCCCUGCCUGUUGGCAGAGGAACACUCUGGAACUGGGGUCAAAGGCUCUCCCCUCAGCUCAGGUCAGCAGGCUGCCAGCUCCUGUAGACCAGUGCUCAAUAACAACUCCUUCCUACGGCCAAGCAGUGCUCAAGUGCCUUUUCUGCAGUCACUGAAGAUGAAAAAGGUGGAAAACACCCAGAGUUUUCCUGCUACUUCAUGGUCCCUCUUUGGGGACAAUAGAGACAGCUUUGGUAGCAGCCUGAUUAACAGGGCUGUGACGAAAAGCAAUGUUGUGUCAGAGCAAAACAAAAUCCCCUCCCAUGCCCCUGUGCCAAGCUGUGCGGUCCUCAGGAAGGAUCAGUGCUCAUUGGAGGAUGCUAAGGGGAGACCUCACAGCUCAAAAGAGAAGGAGCCGGAGAAGAGCCUCUUGAAGGCUGUGCAGCAGCUACCUAGUCAGGCUGCCACACACAGAGGCUUUGGGUGCCAAGCUGAAAGUUCUGGCCUUAUGAGUGUGGGCAGCCUGUCCAACCAGAGCAGCAGAUGGAGGCAGCAUGCUGGAGUGCAGAUCACUCAGAAAGAACCCACUGCUCCCCUGAACUCGGAGCUGGAGAGCCACUGCCUUAACAGUAACUCGAGCCUUAGGGGCACCUGUGACACCAUUGCCCGGGCUGAGCGGAUCAGUGUCCGUCCCCUGGCCUCGUGUGCCAGCGCUCCUGUCUGCAGGACUGGCUGCCGUCCCGUGGGUGUGCUCAGCACUCUGUGUGCCGGGGACCACCUGGCAAGAGCAGAGCCUCUGCACUUUGCUGCUGUCUCUGAAGUGGCAGCACAGGUGUCCACCAUCCAGCUGGAGGAAGAAGAGAAACAGGCCCAGGCUGUGGUCUCAGGAAAGCUUAAUGCUACUGCUGAGGAGUCACUGCUGCAGCCAAGCCAUCCCCAGGACGAAGCAGAGGAAGAACUUCCUGAUGGUCUGGACGAGAAUUACAGUCAAGAAGAGUAUGAGGACAGUGACUCGGAUUCUUCCUCCGAAGCCGAUGUGUUGUCCAGCUUCUCCACCACUCCUGCAUCCAGGAAACGCAUUGACUGCCUGGCCCAGCCUUCUGGGGCUCAAGACAAAGUGCUCAAACCAGCUCUUGUCUGCAGUUUAUUCCCUAAUGUGCCUCCAACUAUCUACUUCAGUACUCGGGAUGAGGCAGUGGAAAAGCUGCCUUGGGAGCAGAGGAAGCUGCUGCGAUGGAAACUGUGCAGUGUCACACCUAACAUAGUGAAGCAGACCAUUGGCAGGUCCCACUUCAGAGUUAGCAAAACAAGCACUGACUGGCUGGGUUGCUGGGGCAACCACAUGAAAUCCCCUGGUUUCAAAGCCAUCAGGGAGCACCAAAAGCUAAACCACUUCCCUGGUUCAUUUCAAAUUGGAAGGAAGGACCGUCUGUGGCGCAACCUGUUAAAGAUGCAGGCUCGCUGUGGGAAAAAGGAGUUUAAUUUCUUCCCUCAAUCCUUCAUCCUGCCCCAGGACAUCAAAUCACUCAGGAAAGCAUGGGAGGAAGGAGGUAGCCGACAGAAAUGGAUUGUGAAACCACCAGCAUCAGCAAGAGGCAAUGGUAUCCAGGUCAUCCACAAAUGGAGCCAGCUCCCCAAAAGGAGACCACUGCUAGUACAGAGAUACCUGCAAAAGCCCUACCUCAUUGGCGGGAAGAAGUUUGACCUGAGGCUCUAUGUUUACGUCACUUGCUAUGAUCCCCUCAGGGUCUACCUGUUCAAGGAGGGAUUGGUUCGCUUUGCCAGCUGCAGGUACUCCUCCUCAGUGGAGAGCCUUGGCAACAAGUUCAUUCACUUGACCAACUACAGUGUGAACAAGAAGAACGCAGCCUACAAACCCAACUCGGAUGAGACUGCUUGUCAGGGACACAAAUGGGCACUCAAAGCUCUCUGGGGUUACCUGACCCAGAAAGGAGUUAAUUGUGAGGCCAUCUGGGAGAAGAUUAAGGACAUUGUUAUCAAAACCAUCAUUGCUUCUGAGCCCUACGUGAACAGCCUGGUGAAGAUGUAUGUGCGCCGGCCGUAUUGUUGCCAUGAGCUGUUUGGGUUUGAUAUCAUGCUGGAUGAAAACCUCAAGCCCUGGAUCUUAGAAGUCAAUAUUUCCCCAAGCCUCCACUCCAACUCCCCACUGGAUGUGAGCAUCAAGGGCCAGAUGAUUCGGGACCUCCUCAACCUCGCUGGUUUUGUUCUGCCCAGCGUGGACAGUGUGGCUUCAGAGACACAGACAAGAAGUUGCUCUACCUACAGUAUGGGCAGUGCUUCGAAGAAGUCCAAGCCAAUAUCUGAGCAUUUGAGAGCAGAGAAGAUGAAGAAGGUCUAUUACUUGAUGCAGAAGAUACCUGACCAGGAUUUUUAUUCUUCUGUCUUGGACAUCCUGACUCCAGAUGACGUUCGUGUCCUGGUGGAGACAGAGGAUGAGUACUCGCGGCGCGGGCAGUUCGAGCGGGUGUUCCCCAGCCACAUCUCCAUGCGCUACCUGCGCUUCUUCGAGCAGCCGCGUUACUUUAACAUCCUGGUCACCCAGUGGGAGCUCAAGUACUACUCGAAUAGACACAAAGGUCUGGAGCUACUGAAGAACUGGUGUGUCAAAGGGUACCACACUGGGGCAAGGACGGAUUUGGCCCAAAUGUGGUCAUUGCCAAAGUCGUUGUUCCUCCAGAAGAGUGGCAUUCCAUCAAAUGGCUUCAGCAAACUGGAACUGGGCAAACUGGGUUCAUGCCUCCCUUCAGCUGGUGAGGAUCUCACAAGAUGCCUGGAGCCCAGCCCUGCUCAGAGCUUACCUCUCAACAAGUGCACUGAUGGAGCCAACCAGAGACCUGCUGGCUGCCUCAAGGACACUGCCCUGGUGAUGUGACCAAGCAGCCACCGUCCCUCCCUGGGGACACAUCAACCUACCUCAAAGGAAGACAUAGGAACUGGCUCUGUAGAGCAAGGACUGUGAGAGCCCUUUGCACUGCACACUUGUUUUGGGGCUGGUUGUAGAGAGAGAUGUUUUCCUAGGCAAAGAAGAAGCCUGUGUGACUUCAUUUUCUAAAGCAAGUGGCAAAGCUGGAGGAAGUGGGGGUUAUCUGGCUUUUGUCCUAGACUGAGAAAGCCUGACAUUGUGGUUUCUUUGCUGUGUGAGAGCUGGCUGAGCCUGCCCUUCUAUCCCCAGUCAGCACAGGCUGAGCCCUUGCUCGCCUGUGUCUGUGUCCUGAGUUGCUGGCAGCUGAGCCUGCUCUUGCCCUGCUGCCGCCUGGCCCCUGGAGAUAAGUCCUGAGUCCUCAUGCCUGGGAGAGAGUAAAACUGCCCAGUUUUAUCCUUUCUGAAUGUCUGUGCCAACAUCCUGCCCUCCCCCAUCAACAGGCCCCAUGGGAGACCUCAGGCUUGCACAUUGAAGCUCCGGAGAGACCGUGGGUACCCGUGUGGCUCCAGUUGGUUGUGGGGGCAGUGGGGCUGCUGGGGAGGGAGCAUCCUUCUCAGGGCCAUUGGCUCUCUGGUGUGCCCUGCAGCAUGUGUGCAUGGACUGCAGGCUAGUGCUCUUCUCUUGGGUCUGCUCUCUAUUUUCCCCUUGUUUCUCAAGGAUUUCUAUUAAAUUUUAACACUCAACUGC
Zonotrichia leucophrys gambelii is the source of this 4080-nucleotide messenger RNA. RefSeq names its product tubulin tyrosine ligase like 4 (gene TTLL4). Gene Ontology annotation, cellular component: cilium. The transcript has 19 exons. The record is from RefSeq and is a predicted model, not a curated record. NCBI's taxonomy places the organism in Eukaryota, Metazoa, Chordata, Aves, Passeriformes, Passerellidae. Gene Ontology annotation, molecular function: tubulin-glutamic acid ligase activity; tubulin binding. The coding region runs from base 118 to 3342 and encodes 1074 amino acids. Gene Ontology annotation, biological process: microtubule cytoskeleton organization; protein polyglutamylation.